AUGAUGAAAAUGAGAUUAUUUGUAGCAUUCGAGUGGAAUCGUUCAAUAACGCGUUCGCGAAACUGCGGGCAUUAUUGCCCACAUUGCCUGUCAACAAGAAAUUAUCAAAAAUUGAGAUUCUUCGGCUUUCAAUUUCUUAUAUCUCACACGGAAAUUAUGAUUAAAAGAAAGAAAAAUAGACAGUGAGU
Messenger RNA from Thelazia callipaeda (thelaziosis nematode), 188 nucleotides. NCBI's taxonomy places the organism in Eukaryota, Metazoa, Nematoda, Chromadorea, Rhabditida, Thelaziidae. The record is from the annotation of a GenBank genome assembly.